AUGGCUCCGUUUUCUCCUGUCAAGAGACCCAGACGCAACAGUCUGCCCAACAACUCACUUGCACAGACUUUGCUUGAUCAACACAACGACUUCGACAAAGAUGACUUUUGGGAAACAGCACGGCUGUUCACCGUUCUGGACGAGGAUGGUCACAUCUCCGGUUCCGCUCCGGCUACCACUUCCCAUAAGCGGAAGCGAGACGACAGCAGUCCUGACGAGGUACAAGCGUUUUCGGAUGGCAGUCACGGGUCAACCCCCCUCGAGGAGCUCUUUCCUGGGUCUUCUCCUUCAUUGCCAUCUCCAGAGGACAGAAUUGUCGAGUUGGCACUUGCAAAUCCCUUCAUUACGUACCAUUCCUUGAAAUUGUCAGAGCAUCCUCGUCUCACAUCGGUCUUUGACCCUGUCAAGAUCCCGACCCAGGUACGAGUCAAUGGUUUAGUCAAGUUUCAUCUUCAGUUCAGCGAUCCAAAUAUGCCUUCGAGUACCAAGGAGGUCCUGUCCAAGUACCGGCAGGAGUACAACGACCAGAUGAAGUCCAAGGUCGGAGACCUUCCACUCCUUCCAGCUGACUUCGGCCGAGGUUUGCGCCUCAAUCCGAUGGAUUUGAGGCUAUUCAAGUUUUACGUCGUUGCAUAUUGUGCUGGACGGACACUCUUGCCUGCCUCCAACGUUUGGCUGACAGGGGUACCAGCCAUUGCCGAGAAGUCUGCCUGUGUCAGGCACGCCAUGCUUUCAUGCGCCGCGGGCUACGUCCUUGAUUAUGCUCCUUCAGAAAAGCUCAAACAGCGAGCCAGCUUUCAUCACAAGCGCGCCAUCACGUUGCUGAGCAAAGAGCUCAACAAGAAAGAAAACUAUGAGCCAGGCAAGGAGGAACCCCUUUUGAUGGCACUGUCGCUUCUAAACCACGAGGACAUCGUCAACUGGGAGACCAGAGAAUCUACCAAGAGAGUGCCAAAGUGGUAUCAAGGCGACCUGGCAGUCAAAUACCUUCUCGAUAAAUCAGACCCAGGUUAUCGAUACAACCAUCCUGUCAACGUGCAGAGCACCAACAAUCGCUACGUCAUGAGCCACUAUCAAAUGAAGAGUCUCAUCCUCAGCGACACUUGUGCACCUCUCAAGCCAGACACCGAAGACCAUGCCUACAGCUGGUUGCUGGAAGGCAAUGAAAAAGAGGUGAGACGGGUGACGGGACUGGCAGGCUGCUGCGCAAAGAUCUUGCAUAUCUUCACGCAGAUCACCCGUCUUUGCUGGCGACUACGGGAGAAUCCAGACUCCGUUCCCAUCCAGAAGGCGGGCGAAGUCAUCUUGCAGUCGUUGACCAAUUUUCAACAAUGGUCGAACAUUGUCACCCGUCCCUACGCAACUGCAGAGGAACUCGGUGAAGCCUGUGAUGCAGACAAGGACGAGCAUGGGAAGAUCUGUACGGACGCUCUGAGUGUCGCCCUGAACGCCGACUCGUACGUUCUUGCGGCUCAGAUCUACAUCCUGUGCCGGCUGUUUCGGAAACCCCGGCGGCACCCCGACGUCCAGAGCAGACUGCGCACCUUGAUCCGGUGGACGGACUAUCUUCCGCUAGACGGGCCACUCUACACUGCCCAGGACUCUUUGUACGGGCUUGCCAUAGCGGGCUUCAUCGCCAUUGAGCCGGAACACCGUGACGUUGUGGAAGGACAAUUCUGUCCUUUGCUCAUGGGACCACGAGGGAAUGACCCGCCGGUGUGGAGAGUGACGGAAGCGCUCUGGCGCUGGCUCGACGAGGCGGGAAUCGAAGAUGACCCAACCGAGACGGACAAUAUUACUCUGUCGCAGAGGAAGCCUUGGUGGGAGGACAUGGUGGCUUGGAUCAUGGACACGCAAGGAAGAUUGAGUCUUUCUUGA
This is a messenger RNA of Exophiala oligosperma, 1878 nucleotides long. RefSeq lists its product as uncharacterized. The record is from RefSeq and is a predicted model, not a curated record. Gene Ontology annotation, cellular component: nucleus. The transcript has 3 exons. Gene Ontology annotation, molecular function: DNA-binding transcription factor activity; transcription cis-regulatory region binding. The coding region runs from base 1 to 1878 and encodes 625 amino acids. Lineage: Eukaryota; Fungi; Ascomycota; Eurotiomycetes; Chaetothyriales; Herpotrichiellaceae. Gene Ontology annotation, biological process: positive regulation of transcription by RNA polymerase II.